AUGUCCUCCACCUCUACCCCUCGCUGCGCCCAUCAAUCUGCCUCUGUGCUUUGUUCCCGUUAUGCUGCUGCACAGGCAGGGUUUAUCCGACCAGAUAAAGAGCAGCGUCUUGCAGCUACAAGGCCCGAGAAACUACCAAGCAUGAAAAAGGCAGAACUAUUCGCAGCUGAAGACGCUUGGGCCUUUCCAGCUCCAUUGUUACUUCCCGGUGACGACCUCGCUCAGGAUCCUGAGUAUCCACCCCAGAGCUUUCAAGACUGGCUUGAUGAAGAGGACCGCAAUCCUGUUACUACAAAACGCAAGACAAUCUAUGUGGUCACCACGCCAGAGAUUGAUGAGCAAGUUCAGUUCAUGCAAACAUGGGAAAAGCGUCAGGAUGAGCCACAACAGACUAUCCCGCCGUCAUCUAAGGCAGUUGUCGACUACCUAGGGGCAUUUUAUCAUGGCUUGCGUGUCAAAGCUCUACCUGGGUCAGCCCCUACGUUCACUUCUUGGGAUGAAAAGCCAAAGGGAGCACGGAAGUCUCGCCAGCCAAACUUUAUUGGCCUAAAAUUUAGUAACCAGUGUGUACGGAUUCGCAUCCGGAUAACCCCAGACAGAGUCUACGGGGGACAGCUCAAUCUUGAUGACCUGCUUGACGCCGCUAUCGCCAUGCUGCCCCGCGAUGCAUAUGCGGUUUUGCUGCUGGUGAAUCAAGAUCUCUAUGAGGAUGAGGAUGAUGAAUUUGUCUGCGGUCGUGCAUACGGAGGCAGUCGAGUUGCUGUUGUAUCCACUGCCCGCUACCAGCCAGAGCUUGACAAGCUCCAAUCUGUCGAACGGCUGCAUGCCUGGCCCGCAUCGCACUGUGAGGAAUAUAUGUCUGAAUGUUCCGCUACAUCACAACAAAGUGCGAAGCGACAAAAGAAAUCUAAAUCAGCGAAUUUGAAAGAAACCAAAGACUCUGUCUUUGGUUCCCCGUCUCCAUUAGUGGCAGCUAUAUCCGUCUAUCGAGGCCUAGAGAUCACCAAUCUCUCGCAAUCGGCUCUUUCCACGCUUUGGUUGGGUCGAGUGUGUCGAACUGCCGCACAUGAGCUUGGGCACUGCUUUGGCAUUGAUCAUUGCGUUUACUAUGCGUGUGCGAUGCAAGGUACAGCUUCUAUCGCUGAAGAUGCCAGACAGCCGCCCUAUCUCUGUCCAGUGGAUCUGGCCAAGCUCACACAUGCAACUGGAACCACAGUUGUCCAAUGCUAUAAGGCCCUACUAGCCUUUUGUGAACGGCCCGAGUACAAACAGACCCUCUUCUUCUCGCCUUUUGCGGAGUGGAUUCAACGGCAGUUGGAUAGAAUUGAUCUCCAAAAACAAUGUUGUUAA
Messenger RNA from Penicillium canariense, 1350 nucleotides. RefSeq lists its product as uncharacterized. Gene Ontology annotation, biological process: proteolysis. Gene Ontology annotation, molecular function: metallopeptidase activity. Lineage: Eukaryota; Fungi; Ascomycota; Eurotiomycetes; Eurotiales; Aspergillaceae. The record is from RefSeq and is a predicted model, not a curated record. The transcript has a single exon. The coding region runs from base 1 to 1350 and encodes 449 amino acids.